AUGAAUUCGAAAAAUGUGAUAUCAUCAGCUAGUGGAGAUGUCAAGAAUGCUGUGAAACUCAAGAACCAGGAAGAAGAGGAUCACUUACGUGUAGAAGAAGAAACACCUCAUGAUGCUGAUGAUGUUGUUGUUGAUGUUGAUGUUGAUGAUGAUGAUCAUGAUGUUGAUAAUAAUGGUGACAAUGAGGAGGAAAAUGGAAGAUAUUGUAGACGUGAGUUUGAUCAUGGGUACCAUCUAGUGAAAGGUCAAAUGGGUCAUGGCAUGGAAGAGUACUACAUCGUAGCUGAUACCAAAACCGUUAAAGGCCACAAUCUUGGGUUAUACGCUAUAUUCGACGGCCACUCAGGCAUUGAUGUUGCGGAUUAUUUGCAUAACCAUCUAUUUGAUAACAUAUUGAGUCAGCCGGAUUUUUGGAGAAACCCUAAGAAGGCAAUCAAGAGAGCGUAUAAAUCUACGGACGACUACAUUCUCCAUAACAUAGUUGGUCCACGAGGUGGCUCCACUGCUGUGACGGCUAUAGUAAUUAAUGGUAAGACAACUGUGAUUGCAAACGUUGGAGAUUCAAGAGCAAUCUUGUGUCGUGCAAGUGAUGUAGUCAAACAAAUUACGGUUGAUCACGAACCUGACAACCUUGUCGAGAGCAAAGGCGGCUUCGUCUCCCAAAAGCCAGGUAAUGUUCCGAGAGUGGAUGGACAACUAGCGAUGUCGCGCGCGUUUGGAGACGGAGGCCUUAAAGAGCAUAUAAGUGUGAGACCGAACAUAGAGAUUGUCGAGAUCCACGAUGACACAAAGUUCUUGAUCUUGGCUAGCGAUGGACUCUGGAAGGUGAUGUCGAACGACGAGGUUUGGCAUCAAAUCAAAAAGAGAGGGAAUGCAGAAGAAGCUGCGAAAACGCUAAUUGAUAAAGCGUUGGCUAGAGGAAGUAAAGAUGAUAUCUCUUGUGUUGUUGUUUCUUUUCUUUCCUUCAAUCCAUCGAUUAAAUGA
This is a messenger RNA of Arabidopsis lyrata subsp. lyrata, 984 nucleotides long. Its product is annotated as probable protein phosphatase 2C 28. Bases 1 to 984 code for a protein of 327 amino acids. Gene Ontology annotation, biological process: protein dephosphorylation. The transcript is spliced from 6 exons. The record is from RefSeq and is a predicted model, not a curated record. Gene Ontology annotation, molecular function: protein serine/threonine phosphatase activity. NCBI's taxonomy places the organism in Eukaryota, Viridiplantae, Streptophyta, Magnoliopsida, Brassicales, Brassicaceae. Gene Ontology annotation, cellular component: cytosol; nucleus.